AUGCAACAAAAAACCAACAAGACACCCGUCCUUAUCGUUGGAGGAUCACUCGUCGGUCUUUCCGCGGCCCUGUUCCUGUCUCAUCAUGGCCUUCAACCCAUCCUUAUCGAACACCAUGCAGGCAGCUCUCCACACCCUCGAGCCAUGGGCUUCCUCUCACGAACCAUGGAAAUGUAUCGUGCUGCUGGAUUAAAAGACAAGAUUCCUCUUGCGGACCCUAACUUUAAACUCGUCCGUACUCGAGUAGAAAGCCUAACUGGAAAGUGGCACGAGGAGUCCUACUGGAGUAAGGACAAAUCAUCAGCAAAACAGCCUAAUGCUAAAAACGAGUUGAUGGAAUAUACACACACUAUCGGGGCCGAUAUGGCACAAGACGAAUUGGAAGGGGUUCUUCGAGAGUCUGCUGUUAGCAAAGGUGCUGAUCUACGGUACUCGACUACCUUGGUUCGCUUCGAGCAAGAUGAAAACGGAGUCACGGCAUUUGUCAAAAAUAGGAAUGAUGAGACAGAAUACGAGAUUCACGCAGACUAUAUGAUUGCCACUGACGGGAACCGGAGUUUCGUACGCGAAACGCUGGGUAUACAACGAGAAGGACGUGGCUAUAUGCAGACAAUGCGAAGUGUAUUAUUCAAAGCCCCCGAGCUGCAGCAAUACCACAAGAGAGGAGUCCAGUUCAGCAUCGACCAACCGGAUCUCAAAGCAUUCAUGGUGUACUACCGUAAUGAUCGGUGGGCGUUGAUGUUUUCUGAUGAUGUGGAGAGAGACGAAGCUGCAUACAAGGAAGCUAUUUACAAAGCAGUGGGGAAAACCGACUUCGCCCUGGAGAUUAUUACUACCGGGGAAUGGGAGUUAACUGCCCUAAUUGCAAAGUCCUACCAGUCGGGCCGUAUCUUUCUGGCCGGUGACUCUGCACACACCCUGCCACCAAAUCGAGGGGGUUAUGGUGCGAAUACUGGGAUAGCCGACGCGUGGAAUAUUUCUUGGAAGCUUGCUUCGGUCACCAAAGGAUAUUCUUCCCCAGCACUUCUGGAUACAUAUGAGACUGAACGACAUCCCAUUGCCAUGUUCCGCCAUGAUCAAAUGUUUUCUAGACAGGACUAUAAGACAUGGUCUGCAAAAGACAAGAAAGAGACAGCAGCGCUGGAUGAUAUUGCAAUAGAGCUGGGUGAGAUUUAUCACUCAAAGGCCAUAAUCUCUGACUUGGAAGCCGAUAAUGUACCGCCUGUGAAACGGCCAGACGAAUGGAAUGGAGAGCCAGGGACACGAGCUGCAGAUUGGUGGCUCAAAACUGGUGAUAACUCGAGGACGGCCAUUGACUUUUAUGGAAAAGGUUGGGUUCUAAUAACCCAGAGUGAUUUGUGGAAAGAUGCUGCAUCUCAGGUCAAUGAAUCGACGCCAAUCAAGAUUGAUUGUAUACAACUUGGUGUUGAUGAAACCGCAGACGACCUGGAAGGUCUGAAAAAGAUUAUGGGGGUUACAGAGACUGGCGCGUCCCUGGUUCGCCCUGACGGUGUUAUUGCUUGGAGGCUGAAGCAGAAUUCGGAUGCAGCUACAACACCUGCGGAGCUUUUAAAGCAAGUUUUGUGUCAAGCUGCAUUUGCAUCUGAUGUGACACAUUGA
Talaromyces rugulosus is the source of this 1620-nucleotide messenger RNA. RefSeq lists its product as uncharacterized. Gene Ontology annotation, molecular function: FAD binding. The coding region runs from base 1 to 1620 and encodes 539 amino acids. The record is from RefSeq and is a predicted model, not a curated record. The transcript has a single exon. Lineage: Eukaryota; Fungi; Ascomycota; Eurotiomycetes; Eurotiales; Trichocomaceae.